GUGGUCAUUCAAUAUCGCAACCAAUUUGAACAUUAACGUUUGUAUUUUAUCCCUGUUAUAUACAAUGCAUUCUGAAAAAGCGUGUAUAAUACUGCUUUUAGCUGCCUUUACUGUCACUCAAGCGCAAGUCGAAGACACAAGCAAUCAGCCGAAAGAUAAUGCUCGCAUUUUUUUGAGUACUUUCACAGUGAUCCUCUCCACAGUCACAUCGACUGCUACCACUACAUCUGUUACUACUUGCACCACGUCUGCGGGGACAUUGACAACUUGCUCAGCUGGACGUCGUCGCCGUGGUCUCUUGUACGACGAGGAAGAAAACCAAGGUCGUACACGCCGUGGACUUUUCUAUAAUGAUGAUGAUACCGAAACGAAGGACGGUAGCAUUUCUUUCUCUGAAAAUACAGCUAAAAGAUCUGUCGAACUCACGGAAGCUGCUGCCAAAUCCGAAACUACUUUUGAAAAAACAAAUUCAAUCCCCCUAACCAUUCAAUCAGGAUUUAGUUUACCAGAGGGAUUCCCCGCAGGCGCUCCUCGGUUCAAACUGGCCUAUGGCACGACAACAUUGACAACUACAUCAACUUCUCUCUCAACCCGUUCUUUGACGGCUACUUGUGCCAGCACCACAAACUAUUCCACUUGCUCCAACGCUGGUAAAUAGGAUCUAUCCAACCCAAACACUACAGAUUAUAUAAAUUUACUCGAAUGAGGGCAUUAGACCACCCACACAUGAAAAAAUAGGUGUUUCAACAGUGCCGCGAAUCACUAAACAAUAAUAAUAAAAACAAAAGAAAAAUUUCGUGUUAACAUGGCUGUUUUUGAAUAAUUUUCUUUGUCUUAUGUCAAAACUUUAAAUACACACUUAUGCAGUAAAA
This is a messenger RNA of Daphnia pulex (common water flea), 872 nucleotides long. RefSeq lists its product as uncharacterized. The transcript has 2 exons. The coding region runs from base 65 to 658 and encodes 197 amino acids. NCBI's taxonomy places the organism in Eukaryota, Metazoa, Arthropoda, Branchiopoda, Diplostraca, Daphniidae. The record is from RefSeq and is a predicted model, not a curated record.